AUGGGGAAAAAAUUUAAAAAAGAUGUGGCUACAGAUACCUCAGAAUUUCAAGUGGUUUCAUCCUGCUCAUCAUCAUCAUCCUCAACAUCAACGGAAAUAACAAAAAGUUCUUCAACACUAGCUUAUACAUCUACUUCCAUAGUUACUGAAUUGAAUAAAAAGAUAAAACCUGCUGCUGUAGCAAGAAAUAAAAGAGUUUCAGAUACUUCACCACCAAAACGUCCCCUUAAAAAGCGAUAUUCUAAGGAUGAUUACAUAUCUCCAAGCACUUCUAGUUCCUUAAAAAGUUUAAAAAAUGUGGCUUUAUCUAGGUUAAACCAGAAAGAAGCAACUACUUCUAUCGAACAAAUUGUUAGCGACUUAAGCUACUCCACUGUUACCACCUCCUCCACCAUUACUGAAAGUGUGGAAUUUCCAUUGACAACUACGGAAAAUGAAGAGUCUAGAAAUACCCAAAGGAAACCAGAAACUGUUCCGCCAACUUUUUAUUAUGAUUCUGUGUCAUCUACUACAUCAACGAUCACAUCAAUUGCACGUGCCAGUACAACAAUUCCAGCAAAAGAGAAAGUAGCAACUGAUCCGGAUAAUGAAAAUAAAAGUCUAUCUCUAGAUUCAUUAAAAAAAGAUUUAGUUUCGGAUACUGGUGCAACCAAAGAAACUCCAGAUAGAAAACCUGUAUUCGUAGAUGAUUCCGUCAUAAUAGAAGACUCUGUGUCUGGGACUGAUCUUAAAGGAAGUAAAGAGAGCUUAGGGGAAAAUAAAGAACUAUCAUUGAAAUUUGUUAAAAUAGACACAGAUUCCGAAUCUUUCAAAAAAUCUAGCAUAUCUAGACAUGUUGAAAGGGCAACAAGUUCAGAAGAGAGUAACGAAAAGAGACAAUUACCAGCUUUGCUUAAAUCCAGUAAAUCUCAACAUGUUAGAACAGCUUCCACAUACGGCGAUGAUGAUGAUGAUUCUGAUGAUGAAGAUCGUGAAAGCACAAAUUUGCAAAUGGGACAUGUUUUUGUCUACAUGGUCAUACCGCCCGAUGGUGGCUAUGGUUGGCUUAUAACUUUUAUAUCGUUUUUAUGUCAAGUUGUAGUUGAUGGCAUCAUGUUUUCGAUAGGAAUUGUAUUACCAGACAUUGCCAAAGAUUUUAAUAUACCGGGAUCAAAUGUGGUUUUGGUGGCCUCCAUGCAAGUUGGUUUCUACUUUCUCUCUGGCACAGUUUCAAGUGCCUUUAUCAACAAAUUUGGAUUUCGUCCGGUAGCCUUAAGCGGCUGCUUAAUGUCCAUAACAGUCUUAACUAUAGCCAGCUUUAGUGUCAACCUGCCCAUGAUGAUAGUAUUCUACAGUAUCUUGGGUGGUCCUAGUCUUAGCAUGAUUUGGGUCUCUUCCCAGCUUAUCAUUGGUUAUUAUUUCGAUAAAUAUCGGCCCAUAGCAAAUGGAGCUGCCUGUUCGGGGGCUGGUGCUGGCAUUAUGUUAUUUUCCUAUAUGAAUAGUGUAUUGGUGCCGGUAAUCGGUUGGCGUAAUCUAAUGAGAGUUCAUGUGGGAUUUUUGAUAGUAGUACUAAUAAUGACCUUGACAUUUAUAGAAGUGGCACCCACUAGAAUAGGCAAAGUAAAAGAGCCUUUAUUAGCAGAAGAUACUGAAUCGGAAUCAUUCGACUUGUUAACUGGACUUACAGAAUAUGCAAGAUACUCGUUUAAAGUCAAUGAUAAGGAAUAUUCGUUGGAUGAUAAUUUUGAAACUAUGUUGGAAAAAACUGAUGACCCCAAAGACAAAAAAUCUCCUAAAUGCUGUUAUGAUUGUUUAAAAAAAUGCUGUCCCUCCCUACAACGUUACUGGGAACACCAGCGCGAAAUAAAAGCCAAAAAAGAGGCUACCAAACGUUAUGUGAUUAAACAAGAUCUCAUUGAAAGACAGGAUCUUUUCUAUAUGGGUCCCAAAGAUCACAAACAACAACAAAAUGUAGAAGAACUAUUAAAAAAACGUGCCUCACAACGUCAUAGCAUAGCGGAUGAACAUGGUGAAUGGCGCUCUAUAUCACUGGAUGAUUUUGAUAAUAAACAUAAAAGACACACUGUUAUCAGUACUUUGACCAACCUGCAACAGCUAAAGAAGGAUCAACAAACUUCUGAGGAAUUGAAAGGCAAAGAAAAACAUCCUUUUUUAGAAUUUUUCUCACCCCAAAACUUAAUACAUCCUAAGAUCCGCAAGGCUUUUAGUUUACUAUUUGAUUUUCGCUUGCUGGCCAUCAUGGAGUUUCGUAUUCUAUUGUUGUCGGCAUUUUUAUUUCCCAUGGGUUUUAAUAUACCAUUUGUGUAUUCUACAGUGCGUGUACAAAUUGAUGCAUCUUUUGCCAAGCUAAUUUCACCCACCAUUGGUUUCUCAAAUUUUGCUUUUCGUAUUGCAUCUGGUUUUGUUGCAUUCAAAUUUCGUGAAUAUACAACUUACAUUUGUGGUGGUGGCAUGUUUUUCGGUGGUAUUGCUGUGCUCGUAAGUGCCUUCUAUGGCCUCGAUGUGGUUUGGUUUCAAUUUCUGUAUGCCAUGUGCUAUGGCAUUGCUCCAGCCUUCUAUUCAACACUGCGUGCCAUUAUCUAUGUACGUUCGCUGGGCCUGGAUAAGCUAACAAACGCCUUUGGUUUAACAGCUUUGGCCAUGGGUAUGGGUGUUUUUAUUGGUACAACAGCUGGUGGAAUCUUAAAUGAUUUCACCGGCAGUUACACAGCCUCAUUUGUAUUUGCGGGUAUUUGUAUAUGCACUUCGGGUGCCUUGAAACUGGUGUUGCCCUAUUUAAUUAAACUCUCCAAAGAUAAGGAACGAAAGUGA
Calliphora vicina (urban bluebottle blowfly) is the source of this 2811-nucleotide messenger RNA. RefSeq names its product Tarag (gene Targ). Gene Ontology annotation, molecular function: monocarboxylic acid transmembrane transporter activity. Gene Ontology annotation, cellular component: membrane. NCBI's taxonomy places the organism in Eukaryota, Metazoa, Arthropoda, Insecta, Diptera, Calliphoridae. The transcript is spliced from 12 exons. Bases 1 to 2811 code for a protein of 936 amino acids. The record is from RefSeq and is a predicted model, not a curated record. Gene Ontology annotation, biological process: transmembrane transport; monocarboxylic acid transport.